AUGGCCUUGGAUGCCGCUUACUACCGACUGCGGUACCUCAGUGUGCCGCCUCCUCACGACUACUUUACCUCCUUCCUGUCGGCGGGAGAUGGUGUGCAGCAAGCGCUGCGGGAGAUGUCCGAGCAUGGGAUGGAUGCGCCAUUGUCCGCGCCGAAGCCGAGGCCAUGCUCGGCCUUGCUGACCGUCAGGAGGACAACCCCCUCCUCGCCCUCCUGCAAGCGCGCUGGCUCGAAUCGAGGGCCUUGCUGCUUCGUCCGGGCCUGCUACCCGCCUUGGCAGAGUGCGGCCCUGGCGAGAAGAGCGAAACCAUGA
Messenger RNA from Symbiodinium natans, 312 nucleotides. NCBI's taxonomy places the organism in Eukaryota, Dinophyceae, Suessiales, Symbiodiniaceae. The record is from the annotation of a GenBank genome assembly.